AAGAAGAGUUCAACGUAGGACACAACUGUCUAUGGACACAAGCUAUGUGUCAAAAUAUUGUUAUAUUAGUGCUUCUUCCAAACGUUUCAUCUGAUCUGAAGGUUAGAGCUCGACAAAAUUGAAAGACUAGCCUACAGGAAAUAAUAUUGUUUGGAUUGGACUCGACAACGACUUGAUCCGAUUUUUUGAAGGCCUGCUAGCAUUGUCACGGUUGUGUCCACUCAGGCGUGGGAGUUGGGCUUGAAUGCAGAAGACAGUUGCUGUCCUAGGGGGAGGGAUAGGGGGCCUGUCUGCCUGCUAUCACCUCAGUAAGAGUCCCCAUGUCUCCAAGGUUGUGCUGUUGGAGGGCAGUGGACGUUGUGGAGGCUGGCUAAGCUCCACGCGCAGAGAGGAUGGGGCAGUGUUUGAGCAGGGGCCGCGAGCGGUCCGCCCUGCAGGAGCAGUGGGGAAGAAUACACUCAACAUGGUGUCUGAGCUGGGACUAGAGAGCGAAGUGCUCCCUGUCACUUACGACCAUGUGGCCUCCAAAAACCGCUACCUCUAUGUCGGGGGACAGCUCCACAAGAUGCCGUCUAGUCUGGGUGGAGUGAUGCGGACAGUUACUCCUUUUUCCCGACCCAUCCUGCAAAGUGUGUUGAAGGAGGUCAUGAUUAAGAGAAGCAAGGAGGAGGACGAGUCCGUACAUGCCUUCGUCUCCAGAAGGCUAGGAUCUGAGCUAGCGGACAUUGCCAUUGACAGUCUAUGCCGAGGCGUGUUUGCUGGCGACUGCAGGGCCCUGAGCGUGCGCUCUUGCUUCCCUCCUCUCUACAAUGCCGAAAAGGCCAGAGGCUCCAUCGUGCUGGGCAUGGUGUUUGGCUCCGGAGUUGGCCCAACAGUGACCCCAUCCGACCUGGCGACGCGGUCCGCCAAGGAGUCAUGGGCUCAGUGGUCUUUGCGAAGAGGCAUGCAGAUGCUUCCGGAAGCUCUUGAAGAUUUCCUGAAGAGGAAAGACAAUGUGGAAUUGCACAGACACAGCCCGGUGCAGACACUGAAUGCUACUGGCACUGGCUGGGAGAUUAAGCUUGAAGAUGGAGCCACUGUGAAGGCUGAUCAUGUCAUUUCAGCAUUGCCUGCCAAUUCCCUGGCCUCGAUACUUCCCCCUGCUGCUCAACCCCUGUCACAACAGCUACAAGGGAUCUCCUCGGUGACAGUGGCCGUGGUGAAUCUGGAGUAUGAGGGUUCCGUCCUGCCAGUCACGGGCUUUGGGCACUUGGUCCCUUCCUCAGAGGACCGUGGGCUGUUGGGGGUGGUGUACGACUCCGUUCCCUUCCCACAACAUAACCGCUCUGGAGUCCCAUCCACCAGACUCACGGUGAUGAUGGGAGGAGCAUGGUUCCACGAAGUGUUCGGCGACCCCGAGAGCGUGUCGAAAGAGAGGCUGCUGGAGAGAGCGACCCAGGCUGUGACCGCUCACCUUGGGGUCACGGCGGUCCCUAUCUGGAGUCUUGUGGCUCUGCUUAAGGACUGCAUUCCUCAAUAUCAUCUUGGACAUUGGAAGCGACUAGAGACCAUGAGGACGUACAUCAGUGACCACAACCUCCCUCUGACGCUGGCAGGGGCCUCAUAUGACGGAGUCUCAGUCAAUGACGUCAUCUUCAGUGGACAAACAGCAGCAGAGAGUCUGGUGGGGGUAGUAUAAGUGUGUAAGAGCGCCUUUGUGCAUUUAUGAUUUAAGUUUGCUUUUUUACUUAAGCUAUUUUUUGCUUAGUUUACAUUUGUUUUUUGCUAUGACAAUUUAAAAAAUAUAUAAUUUAACGCUAUACAGGAAGAUAACAAUGUUGACGAUUUUAAAUCUCCAUAGCAUAAAUAAUGGAAAUAAUCUUACAUUUUGCCUUCAGUUUUCAACAAAUCGUUAUCAGCUUUUCAUUUGAUUUAUUAGAGUGUGAAAAAUAACAAGUUUGUCUCUCCCUUUUUAAUCACUAAGGUUGUAAUUGUUCCAAGAGCUUUAAACAAAACCACUGAACUAAUUUUGUUCAAGUUUAAGCACACUAUCAAUAUAAAAUUCUUUAUGUCUGUAUUUCCCAUUGUUGUCCCUGUUCCUUGUGAUAAAGGAUCAGAAACACAUUCAUUCACACAACAUUCAGGAGUAUGGCUGUGAAUGUGUUUGAGUGUGCCUUUCUACAGUUGUGAAUGUGAAUGUGACAUUGCUUACUGAAUGUGGCAUUUGGCAUCUGGUGGCGUUCAUGCUCCAUGCGGGGGCAUCGCCGCCAAGGUGGCCCAUUCGCUCCGAGCCUGUCCAAGCCGGCAGCUAGAACAGCAGCCCUUUGAAGCCUGGCUGUCCCUAAGCCUCCCUCACUGUGAGCACUGACCGCCCGUAUGAAGAGACUGGUUCAGGUAGAACAGUAGUCUUCCUGAGAGUGUGCUUAGCGAUCAUUCAAAUGUGACCAUAUCUAGAGUUUAUGGAGAAAUUACAUCUUUAUUUAUUCAAUACAAUUUGAUCAUAAUUAUGUAUUUUUGUACAUAGAUCUUUGUUUUGGCAAGCUGAGAAAUUAAUAAAUGGUUUUGCUAUGCCGUUGUGCUCUGUGACAGUAAAUCUGUUUUUAUAUUUGUGAUGGUUCGAGCAGGAGAAUUAAAGGAAUAUGUCAUUCUUGUGGUGUGAUGGUUCGGGCAGGAGAAUUAAAGGAAUAUGUUAUUC
Molecule: messenger RNA, 2674 nt
Organism: Alosa sapidissima (American shad)
Lineage: Eukaryota; Metazoa; Chordata; Actinopteri; Clupeiformes; Clupeidae
Gene: ppox
Product: protoporphyrinogen oxidase
Exons: 14
Coding region: 245-1678 (477 amino acids)
Biological process (GO): heme biosynthetic process
Cellular component (GO): mitochondrial inner membrane
Molecular function (GO): protoporphyrinogen oxidase activity, oxygen as acceptor
Source: RefSeq, a predicted model, not a curated record